AUGAGUGAUAGAAAAGGACAAUCAAAAUAUUAUUCACCUGAUUUUGAUCCUGAAGAACUUGAAAAAUUUAAUGAAAAAUUAAGAAAACAAAGAAAAGGAAAAGGACCUAAAUUACUUGAUGUUCGUAUGAUGUUACCGAUGUCAGUCAGAUGUCAAGCAUGUGGAGAAUAUAUUUAUAAAGGAAAAAAAUUUAAUUCAAAAAAAGAAACGGUUGAAGGAGAGACAUAUUGUGGAAUAAAGAUAUAUAGAUUAUAUUUUAAAUGUACAAGAUGUAAAACAAUAUUUACAAUUAAAACAGAUCCAAAAAAUUCUGAUUAUAUUUGUGAAAGAAAUGUUACAAAAAAUGCUGAACCAAGAAAAGAAGAAUUAAAACAUUUAGAAGAAGAAAAAGAAAAAAGAAAAGAAGAAGAAGAUGAUGAUAUUAUUAAGAAAUUAGAAAAUCAAAGUAAAGAUACUAUUAAUGAAUUACAUCAAUUAGAACUAUUAGAAGAUAUGAAAUUAACUCAAAAAAGAAAUGAAAAAAUUACUGUCGAUGACUUACUUAAAAGAAAAAAAGAUAUUAAAAGUCAAAAUAAUAAUUCUAAUGAUGAUAUUCAAAUUCAUGAAAUUGAAAAUGAAUUAAAUGAUUGGAAAUUAAAAAAACAUUUAAAUGAAUCUUUUAAAGAAGAAGACAAAAAAGAAUUUAUUAAAAAAUCGGAAAAGAAAAAGAAAUUAAGUUUUUUAUAA
Entamoeba nuttalli P19 is the source of this 726-nucleotide messenger RNA. RefSeq lists its product as hypothetical. The record is from RefSeq and is a predicted model, not a curated record. Lineage: Eukaryota; Evosea; Mastigamoebida; Endamoebidae. Gene Ontology annotation, cellular component: U2-type catalytic step 1 spliceosome. The transcript has a single exon. Gene Ontology annotation, biological process: mRNA splicing, via spliceosome. Bases 1 to 726 code for a protein of 241 amino acids.